Molecule: messenger RNA, 3412 nt
Organism: Melospiza georgiana
Lineage: Eukaryota; Metazoa; Chordata; Aves; Passeriformes; Passerellidae
Gene: APPL2
Product: adaptor protein, phosphotyrosine interacting with PH domain and leucine zipper 2
Exons: 21
Coding region: 91-2067 (658 amino acids)
Biological process (GO): signaling
Cellular component (GO): cytoplasm; endosome membrane
Molecular function (GO): protein binding
Source: RefSeq, a predicted model, not a curated record
ACGGACGCACGCAGCCGAGCCCCGCCGCCGGGGCGUGCCUGCGCUGCGCACCCCGCUCCUGCCAGGGCUCCGCCGCGCUGCAGCGCCAACAUGCCCGCCGUCGACAAGCUCCUCCUGGAAGAGGCUCUGCAGGACAGCCCGCAGACUCGUUCUUUGCUCAGUGUCUUUGAAGAAGAUGCAGGAACCCUUACAGAAUACACAAACCAGUUGCUUCAGGCAAUGCAACGAGUCUAUGGUGCCCAGAAUGAAAUGUGUCUUGCCACACAACAGCUUUCAAAGCAGCUCCUUGCCUAUGAAAAGCAGCAUUUUGCCUUAGGUAAAGGAGAUGAAGAAGUGAUAUCCACCCUCCAUUAUUUUUCAAAAGUUGUGGAUGAGCUCAAUAUUCUUCAUUCUGAACUGGCAAAACAGCUUGCAGAUACAAUGGUUCUCCCAAUAAUACAAUUUCGAGAAAAAGAUCUCACAGAAGUAAGCACACUGAAGGAUCUCUUUGGCCUUGCUAGCAAUGAACAUGACGUGUCCAUGGCAAAAUAUAGCAGGUUACCGAAAAGGAAAGAAAAUGAAAAGCUUAAGGCAGAAGUUGCAAAAGAAGUGGCAAAUGCAAGAAGAAAGCAGCACCUUUCAUCCUUGCAAUAUUACUGUGCCCUGAAUGCUCUGCAGUACAGGAAGAGGGUGGCUAUGAUGGAACCUAUGCUAGGAUAUACACGAGGACAGAUCAACUUCUUUAAGAAAGGAGCAGAGAUGUUUUCCAAAAGGAUGGACAGCUUUUUGUCAUCUGUUUCAGACAUGGUUCAGAGCAUACAAGGAGAGCUGGAUGCCGAAGCUGAAAAAAUGAGAACAUCCCAGCAGGACUUAAUUGCAGUUAAUGAAUCUGUUUACACCCCAGAUUCUGAUGUAAUUUCACCUGCUAUCAAUAGAAAUCUCAUCCAGAAGGCUGGCUACCUUAAUCUUAGAACUAAAACAGGUCUGGUGACUACAACUUGGGAAAGACUCUAUUUCUUCACUCAAGGUGGCAACUUGAUGUGUCAGCCAAGGGGAGCAGUAGCUGGAGGAUUGAUUCAGGACCUGGAUAACUGCUCUGUUAUGGCUGUGGACUGUGAAGACAGAAGAUACUGCUUUCAGAUCACUACUCCUACAGGCAAAGUGGGUAUAACCCUUCAAGCAGAAAGCAAGAAAGAAUAUGAGGAGUGGAUAUGUGCCAUCAACAAUAUCUCCAGACAGAUCUAUCUCACUGACAAUCCAGAGGCAGCUGCAAUAAAAUUAAAUCAGACAGCCCUGCAAGCAGUGACUCCCAUUACCAGCUUGGGAAAAAAACAUGAAGUUCAGCACCUCAGCCAGACUGUAAAGAAUAUGGAAAAUUAUGAAGUAAUUCCCAGUGGAUCAGCUGGCAUUCAAGAUUCCACACAACUCAUUGCUCCUGGAACACCAAUUCAAUUUGAUAUCGUACUGCCUGCUGUGGAAUUUCUGGACCAGAACAGAGGUGGCAGGCAGGCAAACCCAUUUGGGGAAUCUGAAGACAGCAGCAAAGAUGAGGAGGAAGAUUCCCUGCUGCAGCAGAUGUUCGUGGUUCGGUUUUUAGGGUCCAUGGCUGUUCAGUCCGAUGAGACGUGCGAGGUGAUUUAUGAAGCCAUGAGACAAGUGCUGGCUGCUCGGGCCAUUCACAACAUCUUCCGCAUGACUGAAUCCCACCUCAUGGUCACCAGCAAGAACCUGAGGUUAAUAGACCCUCAAACCCAAGUUACACGAGCAAGCUUUGAACUCACCACUGUGACACAGUUUGCUGCCCAUCAGGAGAACAGGAGACUGAUUGGCUUUGUGAUCCACUUCAGUGAUACUCUGGGAGAAGAAUCCAUGAGUGCAUAUGUUUUUGAGAGCAACACAGAAGGGGAAAAGAUAUGCUAUGCCAUUAGCUUGGGAAAAGAAAUUAUUGAGGCACAGAGGGAUCCAGAAGCAUUAGCUCAGCUAAUGAAGUCUGUGCCAUUAACAAAUGAUGGGAAGUUCAUGCUUCUGCAUGACUUGUCAGAAGAGGAUGGAACCAUGCAUGAAGGAGGGGAGGAAUCAGAAGCAUAAGCAGCUCCUGUCACUUCCUGCAGCCUUUGUGGGAGCAGAAAAGCAGGGAGUCUUUUUGCAAGAAUCUCUGGUUUUCAGUCACCUGCACACACCUGAGGCCAGCUGCCCUUUCCUGCUGGAGAGCAGUGGUGUGUCUGCAGUGGAGUCCCUCUGGAUUUACAGUGGAAGCACAGCAGGACUCGCAUUUAGCAUUUGUGAAUGCAUAGGGUGGAACUGUGUCUGGGGAGCUGACAGUCCUGAGCAGGAGGCUAGUGCUGCUGGUGGGCAGGAGAGCACAGCUGUCAGCAACUAAGGGUUAAUGGCAUUUCUUACAUUUACAGGGCCAGCAGCCUCUCAUUCCACUGAAAUUUGUGUGAGCUGCCAGCUCCUCUGACAAAUAUCAGGCCUCAGAUUUCCUACCACAGUCAAUGUUCAUAGUUUGCAUGAUCAUGUGCAUCUGAUUGAAGGUUAAAAAUGCACUACACCUACUUUAUUUCAGAUGAAGUUAUUUUUAGUCUAGUUUAUGUGUAACAAGAUUUACCUUUUGUGUUAGCCUAUUUACGAAACUAUUUGUUAAACACUACAUUUUUCCUAUUAAUAUAAUCUAUUUUUAUAUUGCAUCUAGAAAAAGCUUACAAAACAAAUUUAAGUGCCUACUCUUACCUUCCAGGGGACUGUACUCUCACAUUCUGUAAUUACUAGACAAAUUGUACUUCCUUGAUUUAUUAUUCUAAGUACCACUGACAUGCAAACCUCAGAAGCAGGCAGCUGUGUGCAGUUUUUCUGUGGUUAGGUUUCUUGUCACUUCUUACUAUAUGAAGAAGUAAGAAUUCUUAUGUAACAUGCAACAGCUGAGUCUGACAGCAACCUUUGAUUUUAAGAAACUGAGCAAUAAAAUGUUAGAUUACAAGUCUACAAGGUACUGAAAAGUCUCACAGUACAUUCCUGAGAUUAGACGUUAGAGAGAUUUGGCUAAUAAGUUUACAUUUUUCCAUCCUGAAAACAUCAGCAACAUCACUUUGCAAGAACAAACAAAAUAGACAAAAUAAAGAGCUGUUAGUGGGGGAGGGGGUGUAAGCUGUAGUAUAGUUUAUAUUAAUCAAGAUAAGGUACCUAGAAAAUAUGCCUGAAAUUCCUCAAACUUAAUUUAACUCAGUCACCAAGAAAUUAGAUUUUCCAUAAGCAGAAUCUGUGCAACAGUAUCUGAAAGAUCCCAGAUUGGAAGUGUUUGAUGUAGAAUAAGUCUAACCGGUUAUUGAAUGUUUAAAAGUACCGUGGAAAAAAACUUAAUCGUAAAUAAAAGCUGAAGCUAUCUUAUUAAAAAAAUUAACACCUACUGAACUGGUGUUAUUGAAAACACUGGGAA